AAGGUAGGGGAGGGUUGCGGGCUCUUUGAGCCCGCAGCCCUGAAAGAGCUUGCAGCCUGGGCGGCACAUUCCAUCAUUUGCGCAAGCGCCCGACACCUCCUUAUCGCAUGUUGCUACGCGGUCGUCCCAUCCCCCGAAACUACCCCUAGCCUCAUACACGAACAUCCCACCAUUCUCCCCCCUCAGUACCUACUGCAAGCCUUUCACGAUGCCACUCGAACCAUCCUCGCCGCACGCCGACGACCAGUGCACUGGCAACACAAUAUGCUCAUCUCUGGAGCUCUUCAUGAAAGCGCCGCUAGAGAGCAUCUUAGUUCAAUGCAGCAUGGCUGCACUCAUAGCUCUCCAGAAGCGUAUACAACAAGUUCUCGUCGAAUAUACUCGAUACACAAGCUCGUUACCAUCGAACGAUAACUCCCGAUCGAAAGAGAACGCAAGCAUACAGCUCCAGAUUGCCGUCGACAACGCAGUAGAAUACAUGGAAGGCAGGCCAGAUGCAGAAUCGGAAGCGCUGUUCCAUAAGUGCAAGCACAACCUGAAGGAAUGGGUGGCCCUAUGGGGCUAUCGAGACAUAGGUACAUACAGGAGAGGGUGGAAUUCGCUCUCAAAAUCACAGAAGAACAAGCUAAAUACUAUGGAUGGCAAAGUUCUCAACCUCACAACCUUGUCGAGCGCCCAACAGGAUUUCGUAUUUUUUUUGGCUCCUACCUUUAAAGGGUCUCUGAGCCAAGAGAAUUUCGAUUCCAUGUUCCGCACAGGCAGCCAUUGGGCUGUCAUUGGUACAUACCUGAGGUCCAUCAUACAACCCUGUAUUGAUAAUGACAAAUAUCUCUCGAAAUACUUUACGCAAGCAUCCCACACUCUACCGAAGGAGCUACUGGUAUCGGCACAACUCCCAGAGAUGACGUUAGGGUCUCGCGAACUUGAACCCUCCACGAAGAGGAGGCGCAGCUCGUCUCACGUUUCACAGUCGGAGAAAACUAAUGUAUCGCCGGAAUUAGGCGCAUUUCGGGAUUAUGAGAAGGUUCCUUCCGGCAGCUACCAGUUUCAUCAUACUCAGAUGCCAUUCUCUACUCCUCUACCCUGGACUGUAUAUCGGAUUGUCUAUCAGGUCGAGGAAGACACAGGCGUACGAGUAUGGGCCACCAAAGACAGCUUCGACUUGGAGGUUGUCCAUGUUGAGCGCGAUAGGGUCAUCAUACCUUCCACGGCUGUUUAUAAGGGUUCUUGCCGCCAGGAGCUGGCGGACAGGGCUCAUGUGAAGCUCCCUUUCCAGUUCCUCAUCAUUGGAUUCCAGCUGUCUUCCUUACAUGCAUAA
Molecule: messenger RNA, 1318 nt
Organism: Cucurbitaria berberidis CBS 394.84
Lineage: Eukaryota; Fungi; Ascomycota; Dothideomycetes; Pleosporales; Cucurbitariaceae
Exons: 3
Coding region: 209-1318 (369 amino acids)
Source: RefSeq, a predicted model, not a curated record